AAUUUCCAGAGGGGGUCCAUACUCUCUACUUGUUUUAGAGAAGAACACCGCAAUUCUAACAAACUGGAUCGUAACCUCAACAUAACCAAAAGAAGAAAAGCUUACGUGAAAGCAAAGAUAAGAUCAAAGACUUUCCCAUAAUAGCAUUUUACAUCCUUCAAGCAACAAUCUUUCUUAAUCUUUCUCCAUUUUUAACAUAUAUGCAAGCAAGUAUAUAAACUUCACAGACUGGCACAAAUUAAAGUCAGUCAUCACUCGUCACCAGCUCCACUGUGACCUCAUCCUCCCAACAAACUACUCUUUAUCUGCAUCAUGCAUCAAGCCAUAAAGUGCACUUCUUUCCCAGAAUCUUUCCAUCUUUGUAGGUCGUCUCCAGAUUCUUAGCUUCUCAAAGCUUGGCACGUUACUGGGUGAAAUUGAACAUUUAAAAAUAAAAAAGCAAAACAAGCAGUUAAAUAGCAUAGGGCUUCUCUGAGUGUGGUGGGAAAGCAAUGAAUUCAGCUCCAUCUCUUUUGGGCAUCCUUAGUUUCUUUCUUUUGGGGAUUCUUACCUUGAACCAAUGUUCUGGAACCACAGUCAAUACACAGUUAGCAUUUCUCCAUGUGGAUGCCUCAGAAGCAUCAGCAAAGAAAAUACCAAACACUUUGUUCGGUUUAUUCUUUGAGGAAAUUAAUCAUGCUGGUGCUGGUGGGUUGUGGGCAGAGCUUGUGAGCAAUAGAGGUUUUGAAGCGGGGGGUCAGAAUACACCCUCCAACAUUGAUCCUUGGUCAAUUAUUGGGGAUGAGUCCUCUUUGACGGUCUCCACGGAACGGUCUUCUUACUUUGAGCGGAAUAAAAUUGCACUUCGGCUAGAUAUUCAUUGCAGCGACAAGGGUGCUAAUACCUGUCCGUACGGGGGAGUUGGUGUUUACAAUCCUGGAUUCUGGGGCAUGAACAUAGAGGAAGGGAAGAGUUAUAAACUUGCAUUUCAUGUCCGUUCACUUGAAAGCCUUAAUGUUUCAGCAUCACUGACUUCAUCAGAUGGACUAAAGAAGUUGGCUAGUGCCGAGAUAAUUUCUGGUAAUGUUUCAAAUUGGACAAAGAUAGAGGUAGUUCUGGAAGCAAAGGGAACGGAUCACAAUUCUAGACUAGAACUGACUACAACAAAGAGUGGUGUUAUAUGGUUUGAUCAAGUAUCAUUGAUGCCUCUCGAUACAUACAAGGGACAUGGUUUCAGAAAUGAUCUGUUUGGAAUGAUUAAAGAUUUGAAACCGGGAUUCCUCAGAUUUCCAGGUGGAUGUUUUGUUGAAGGUGAGUGGUUAAGGAAUGCAUUCAGGUGGAAAGAAACAAUUGGACCAUGGGAAGAGAGGCCGGGGCAUUUUGGUGAUGUUUGGCAUUACUGGACCGAUGAUGGGUUAGGCCACCUUGAAUUCCUUCAGCUUGCAGAAGACUUGGGUGCACUGCCAGUAUGGGUUUUCAACAAUGGAAUCAGCCAUAAUGAUCAGGUUGACACGUCAAGCAUCCUACCGUUCGUGCAGGAGAUAUUAGAUGGUAUUGAGUUUGCCAGAGGCGAUCUCACCUCGACUUGGGGUUCCGUUAGAGCAGCAUUGGGUCACCCGCAGCCGUUUGAUUUGAGAUAUGUUGCCAUAGGAAAUGAAGACUGUUGGAAGUCAAAAUACCGUGGAAACUACCUCAAGUUUUACUCUGCGAUCAAACAAGCCUAUCCAGAUAUUAAUAUAAUAUCGAACUGUGAUGCCUCUUCCCAACCAUUGAAUCAUCCAGCUGAUUUAUAUGAUUAUCAUAUUUAUAGCUCUGCAAGUGACGUCUUCUCUUUGGCUAACAAAUUCAAUCAUGUGUCACGGAGUGGUCCAAAGGCUUUUGUAAGUGAGUAUGCUGUGACUGCCAAGCAAGAUUGUGGCAAAGGCAGCCUUUUAGCUGCACUAGCUGAAGCUGGGUUUCUUAUUGGAGUUGAAAGAAAUGGCGAUGCUGUUGAAAUGGCAAGCUAUGCGCCUCUGUUUGUGAAUGAAAAUGACAGGACGUGGAGCCCGGAUGCGAUCGUUUUUACUUCUUCACAAGCAUAUGGAACGCCAAGUUACUGGAUGCAGCAAUUCUUCAGCGAGUCAAACGGGGCAACUCUAUUGAACUCUACCCUAACCUCUAACAUUUCAAGCUCUCUCCUUGCUUCUGCUAUCACUUGGCAAAACCCUGAUGAUAAUCAUGAGUAUUUGAGGAUUAAGGCGGUCAACUUUGGGGCCAGCAAUGUGACUCUUAAAAUCACUGUAGAUGGACUUGAGCAGAACUCCAAACAGUUAUUGGGAUCAACAAAAACUUUGUUAACCUCUAGUAAUGUACUGGAUGAGAAUUCCUUCACCGAGCCUACAAAGGUUGCACCUACGAAAAGCUUGCUGCAAAUGGCCGGUGAGAAGCUGGAUGUCGUGCUCUUUCCACAUUCCCUCACUUCGUUCGACUUCUUACUAAAGCCGACAGGAAUCAGGACUCUGGAAUCUGAUUCUGACCAUAAAUCUUCAUACUGAGAAGCGCUAUGCUGUGUAUAUAUCUGAG
This is a messenger RNA of Cuscuta europaea, 2541 nucleotides long. The record is from the annotation of a GenBank genome assembly. NCBI's taxonomy places the organism in Eukaryota, Viridiplantae, Streptophyta, Magnoliopsida, Solanales, Convolvulaceae.